Geodia barretti is the source of this 1122-nucleotide messenger RNA. The record is from the annotation of a GenBank genome assembly. NCBI's taxonomy places the organism in Eukaryota, Metazoa, Porifera, Demospongiae, Tetractinellida, Geodiidae.
AUGAUACCGUAUGUAGCCAUAGUCAAGCAGUACGAGCGCCUUGCCCUCUUCACAUUGGGGAAGUACUCGGGGCUGAAGCAGCCGGGUCUCCGAAUACUCUUCUGGCCCGUCCAUAAGGCCAGGAAGAUCGACCUGCGCGAGGACGUAUUCGACAUCCCCAGCCAGACAGUCAUCACCCUGGACAACGCCCCCAUCGGCAUCGACUUCCUCGUAUACCUCAGGGUCAUGGAGCACGAGGCCGCCAAGUCGGUUCUGGAGGUCGUCGGCUACCAGGCCGCGGUCGUCGGCAUAGCCACGACGACCCUCAGGGCGGUGAUCGGCAAGAUAUCGUUGGACGAAGUGCUCUCGCAGAGGGACCGGAUCAACGAGGAGCUCCGCUCCGAGCUUGACCAGGUGACCGAGCGGUGGGGCAUCAAGGUCACCCAGGUGGAGAUCAGGGAGGUUGAGCCCGCACGCGACAUCCAGGAGGCCAUGAACCGUCAGAUGUCUGCCGAGCGCAUCCGGCGGGCCGCGGUCACCGAGGCCGAGGGCACCCGCCAGGCCGCGAUCACCGUGGCCGAAGGCGAGAAGCAGUCGGCCAUACUGAAGGCCGAGGGCGGCAGGCAGGCCGAGAUCCUGCAGGCCGAGGGCGACCAGCAGGCCGCGAUUCUCCGCGCCCAAGGCUUCGCGGACGCCCUUGACCGCAUCCACGGCGUCGCCCGGAACAUCGACUCCAACACCCUGAGCCUCCAGUACUUCGACACCCUAAAGGAGCUCGGCGCCAGCGAGUCCACCAAGUUCAUAUUCCCCAUGGAGUUCACCAACCUCCUCAGCCCAUUCAUAGACAAGAGCAAGGGCGGGGCAACGACCAAGGCACCUAGUCUCCUGUCGCUCCUAACAGGCGGGCGAGAUCUCGGUGGACUGGCUGCACUUGAGUUGGAUGUCAUGUGGCGUGUAGUUGCGGAAGAGAGAAUCACCUUUACGGAGUGUUUCCACGACAUCCCGGCGGGUGCAGAGUGCCUGUCACAGAUGCCAGUGGACAUGCCGGAGGAAUUCCGGCGUCGCAAGUACCGGAACUUCUGCAUCGAAUGUGACAAGUGCAGUCGAAGGAAGCUCAGGCUUCGUGCUAUGUACGGCACUUAA